AUAAAGAAAGAAACAAUAAUAUUUGAUGUCUGCCUAAUCAAUGCCUACGUCGAUCCAGAGGCACAUUCUCUCCCUCCAUCUUCCUCCUCGUCACUCUCUCUGUCCCCUUUUGAAGAGGGAUUUUCUUGCUUGAGCUGAAAAUGGGUUUUCAAACCUGUGUAUCCUUCAUCCAGACAAAUCCUGAAAUGGUUUCUAGAUCCGAUCAGAGUAUAUAAAUAAAGGAAAUGGAUAUACUUGAUUACAAAUUAGCCUCAUAUAUAAUCAUCUAAGGAUCAGGUGGGCUCUGUGCACCUUUUCUCUAGACAUGGUGGUAGUAGAGCCGUAGUUUGCCUUGGUGGAACACAGUAGAACUGGCAGUGAAUCUUAGAUGGGCUUAUUAUCUAACUGUAAAAGUUCGAAAGUGCUUGUUCCUCCCUUGAGUUCCAUUGCAUGUAAAUGUUUUGCUCUGGUCAUCAUUGUUUUGGUUCUUAGAGCAGCCUUCAUUUCCACUGUCUAUGGCGGGUUUCAGCCGAAUCAGAUUGCAAUGAGCCCGAACUUUUCCUUGUCAUAUACAUCUGAGUAUGGCAUCAGGAAGGACAAAUUCGUGGAGGUUCCUCAAAUUGUUUGGGGGUUAAACAAUCAGAAAAUUGCAUUUGCUAGGGCUUGUCUUACUGCUAGAAUGCUUAACCGGACUCUUCUGAUGCCAAGGUUGAGCGCUUCUUUGUUUUACAAGGAAAUUGAUCUUUUGCAACCAAUAUCAUUUGAUAAGGUCUUCCAGUUUGAAAGGUUUAAUUCACUUUGUGAUGGGUUUGUCCGGUUGGGCUAUUACUCUGAUGUUUCCAACCAAACAGGAGCAUUUGAGGUACAAAAGGGAAGUGGUAGGAGAUGGACUAUCCAGAGAGAUAUGGAUCAGUUGAGGCAGUCUAGCCAGGACCCAAUUGACAGAUAUGAGGUUAUCCGUAUUACCGGUAAGAAUCCAUUUUUGUGGCAUGAUCAUUGGCCUGUUAAGGAUUAUGCGAGGAUUUUUGAGUGCUUAGUUUUAGUCCAUGAGAUUGCUAGGCAGGCAGAUAAAGUUAUCAACAAGAUUAGAGAAGCCGGCAGAGAGGUCAAAGGUAAAGCAGAAGCUUCGCGGCAUGAUUUAGAAGGGCAUCAAUUACAAUCUGUUUCUUAUGUUGCUGUGCACAUGAGGAUAGAGAAAGACUGGAUGAUUCAUUGUAAGAAGUUAGAGCAACGGUUGAAUGUUAAUCAAAUUUGUAGUAGCAAGGCUGAGAUUACAGAGAGAGUGGGGAACAUUUUAGGCCUCAAAACUCCAACUGUCGUUUAUCUUGCCGUGGCCGACGUCCUUCUAGAAGAUUCUUCUAUCGUGAGUGGUUGGAAGGAGGGUUUGCUUCCAUUUGAGAAGAAGAAAUUGGGUGUGGAUGGAAUUUACAAAAAGUACCCUUAUCUUAUUAAGUCAGCGAUCGAUUAUGAGGUUUGCUUAAGGGCCGAUGUUUUCGUCGGGAAUAGCUAUUCUACAUUUUCAAGCCUCAUAGUUCUAGAGAGAACACAGAAGAUGUUGAGGAUGGGGGUGGGGAACUCAUGCGGAAGUGGAACAGAUGUGAGAUGGCCUUCAUAUGCUUACAACAUACCGGGGGAAUCAAAGGGUCCUCAAAGAUGGAUGACAAACAUGGAUGAUUCAAGCCUUCAAGCAAUUAGCUUUGGUUCAAAUCUCAUUUCUUGUUGAAAUGGAUGGUACGCACUUUCUGUACAUAGUGUUCUUUGAUUGCUUACAGUUGCGGGCCAGUGUUAUGUCGAUGCACCGUCCACGCAUCAGCCGCUGCUGUUUCUCCUUUCUUUCCCCCUUUUCAUGUAUCAAGAAAUCUUUUACUUGUAUGUUUCUCUGCAUUAGAUAGCUGCUUUAAUUUCCCCAUUAGAGAAUGGCGUGCGGAAUGAAACGCCACUUUGUCGCAAGCUUUAACUUGGUAGAUGAAGCUUUUCCUUAUAUGGGACUUGAUGUUAAGUUUGGAGCCUUGAUAGAUUUUUGAAACAUCAGAGUUCUAUAUUAUUGGUUAUAUCCAUAUGAUGCAGAUCUUUC
Molecule: messenger RNA, 2053 nt
Organism: Rhodamnia argentea
Lineage: Eukaryota; Viridiplantae; Streptophyta; Magnoliopsida; Myrtales; Myrtaceae
Product: O-fucosyltransferase 23
Exons: 2
Coding region: 368-1702 (444 amino acids)
Biological process (GO): pollen-pistil interaction
Source: RefSeq, a predicted model, not a curated record